GAAGCAGAGACGGUGACAGCAGAGGUGGGACGUGGGGGAAAGCUGCGGCCGUCCCAAGGCUCCAUCGAGAGUGAGAGUGGUGGGGGUCAGUGCACCCUGCGCCUGCCACCCUCAACUGGGCACCAAAACCUUGGAGCGGCGCUCGGCUGUGCGCCUGGAGAACUGCAAGUGCAGAUCUGGACUCUGCAUGUUCAAGAGUGACCAGUAAAAGAGAUGUGUAAACCAACAUGUAUUGAAUGGAAACUGUUCUGGGGAGUAUCUGGGAUCUUUGCUCUGUCCUGCUUACUGAAUGAAAAGAUGACUUACAAGUACUUCAGGAAGGUACCAGGGAUUGAACUCCGGUCCUUCUACUUGCAAGGCAGGCGUCGGAACCACUGAGCUAAAUCCCCAGCCCUCUGUGGCUUUUUCAUCUGUCUACCUAUUGGGAAAGUCUCAGAGGCUGUAUUUCUUCAUUCUCUUCUGAUAUAGAAAAGUCUCUUAAGUUCCCAAGCAAGGACAGGAAUAAAGAAGAGAUGUGUGUGUUAGCUUCAGCCUUUUGAGUCACACACACAAAGGAAAUCAAGGUGUGGACAGAGCUGGAACCAUUGCCACACUCGUUGGAAUAAAUGAGGAAUGGACUUGUGAUUAUGCUGACAUUUCAGCAUGAAUCUGGUAGACCUGUGGUUAACCCGUUCCCUCUCCAUGUGUCUCCUCCUACAAAGUUUUGUUCUUAUGAUACUGUGCUUUCAUUCAGCCAGUAUGUGUCCCAAGGGCUGUCUUUGUUCUUCCUCUGGGGGUUUAAACGUCACCUGUAGCAAUGCAAAUCUCAAGGAAAUACCUAGAGAUCUUCCUCCUGAAACAGUCUUAUUGUAUCUGGACUCCAAUCAGAUCACAUCUAUCCCCAAUGAGAUUUUUAAGGACCUCCAUCAGCUGAGAGUUCUCAACCUGUCCAAAAACGGUAUUGAGUUUAUUGAUGAGCAUGCCUUCAAGGGAGUAGCUGAGACUUUGCAGACUCUAGACUUGUCCGACAAUCGGAUUCAAAGUGUGCACAAAAAUGCCUUCAAUAACCUGAAGGCUCGGGCCCGAAUUGCCAACAACCCCUGGCACUGUGACUGUACUCUACAGCAAGUUCUGAGGAGCAUGGCAUCCAAUCACGAGACAGCCCACAAUGUGAUCUGUAAGACUUCUGUAUUGGAUGAACAUGCAGGGAGACCAUUCCUCAAUGCUGCCAAUGAUGCUGACCUUUGUAACCUUCCUAAAAAAACUACUGAUUAUGCCAUGCUCGUCACCAUGUUUGGCUGGUUCACCAUGGUGAUCUCAUAUGUGGUGUAUUAUGUGAGGCAAAAUCAGGAGGAUGCCCGGAGACACCUUGAGUACUUGAAAUCCUUGCCAAGUAGGCAAAAGAAAGCAGAUGAACCAGAUGACAUUAGCACUGUGGUAUAAUGUUAAAACUGACUGGCUUUGAAAGAAAGUAGUUUGCAAUUACAGUAGAAUAAGUGGUUUACUUCUCCCACCCAUUGUAAACAUUUAAAAACUUUGUAUUUCACUUUCUUUUGAAUUAUGCCACUGUUGAACUUUUAACAUAACAUAACUUUAGCUUAGGUGACCUACCCCCUUAACUGUGCCCCUGGUGGUAUAUUUCUGAGUAAGCUACUAUCAAAACAUUAGUUAGAACCAUCUCACUAUUUAAUAAUGAAAUUUAUUUUUUUAAUUUAAAACCAAAUAAAAGCUUAACUUUGAACCAUG
Molecule: messenger RNA, 1725 nt
Organism: Heterocephalus glaber (naked mole-rat)
Lineage: Eukaryota; Metazoa; Chordata; Mammalia; Rodentia; Bathyergidae
Gene: Lrrc3b
Product: leucine rich repeat containing 3B
Molecular function (GO): protein binding
Source: RefSeq, a predicted model, not a curated record